CGAUCGAGUCCGGAUUUGACAUGGUUCUCCUGCGGUUACAUCACCGGUACAUGAUCGUAUUUCAAAAGGAGAUUAGGAGACGACGGGUCACGGAUCGCUGUGAGCAGUGUGAGCGCCAGUCGGACAUCCUCGUGGGCGCCGGGCGGGUCGGACCGCGGCGAGCUGGGCGAGCACGUGCCGGAGUCGCGUGACGACCGCGGUCGUCGACGGGGCGAGCAGGUCCGCGCAGAUGAACAAAAAUGACUCGAUGAGCAGAUACGGGCCCCUCGUCGGCGCGAUCGACGAAGGGACGAGCAGCGCGAGAUUCCUGGUCUUCGCGGCGGACACGGCGGAGGUCUUGACGUACCAUCAGGUCUCGAUAUCGCAGACGUACCCGAGGGAGGGAUGGGUCGAGCAGGACGCCCUGGAGAUACUGCGGGCGGUCAGGGAAUGCCUCCGGCAGACCGUGUUCAACCUCAAGCAACUGACGAUAGAUCCGGCUGACAUAGUCGCAAUCGGUAUAACGAAUCAGAGGGAGACCACGGUUGUGUGGGACUCCGUAACGGGACAGCCGCUUUACAAUGCCAUAGUCUGGAUGGACAUGAGAACCACGUCGAUCGUGGACGAUAUAUUGAAGGGCGUACGCAACAAAAACAAGGAUUACCUGAAGCCGCUCUGCGGCCUGCCGAUUAGUCCGUACUUUAGCGCGUUAAAAUUGAAAUGGCUGCUGGAGAACGUGCCUCGGGUUCAGGAGGCGUUGGCCACCAGACGUCUCAUGUUCGGCACCGUCGACUCCUGGCUGAUUUGGAAUCUGACUGGUGGCGCCAAUGGCGGUGUUCACAGUACGGAUGUCACGAACGCCUCGAGAACAAUGCUGAUGAACAUCAUGACGUUGAAGUGGGAUCCGACUCUAUUGUCAUUUUUCAAAAUACCCCCCGAAAUUCUGCCUCAAAUACGGAGCUCCUCUGAGAUUUACGGUUACAUACAAGAUGAAUUGUUGCAGGGCGUUCCUAUAUCGGGGUGUUUAGGUGAUCAGCAAUCAGCCUUAGUAGGACAGAUGUGUCUACAGCAGGGACAGGCAAAGAGUACUUACGGCACUGGCUGCUUUCUUCUUUAUAAUACCGGCACAGCUAUUGUCGACUCGUCCCACGGUUUAUUGACGACGGUCGCCUAUCAAUUAGGAGCGCACGCUUCCCCCGUGUACGCUCUCGAAGGGUCCGUAGCUAUCGCGGGUGCCGUUAUACAGUGGUUGAAAGAGAAUCUUGGAAUACUAAAUAAUAUAGAAGAAUGCGAGACCAUUGUUGAACAAAUGUCCACAGGCAAUCGUAUUGUUUUUGUGCCGGCGUUCGCCGGACUGUACGCACCUUACUGGAGGAAAGAUGCGCGAAGUGUCAUAUGCGGUAUUAGCGAAGAUACUACUGGCGCGCAUAUUGUAAAGGCGGCUCUGCAAGCGGUAUGUUUCCAGACGAGAGACGUCUUGGAGGCCAUGAAGAAGGAUACUGGCUUGGUACUGUCGAGACUGUUGGUCGACGGUGCAAUGACGAAUAACAAUUUGCUGAUGCAAAUGCAAGCCGAUAUCUGUGGGAUUCCAGUGGUUAGACCAUUGAUGUGUGAAACUACCGCACUUGGAGUCGCGAUUGCCGCGGGUAGCGCGGAAGGGAUACGAAAGUGGGAUGUGAAGAUCGACACUGCCGUCCCAAGCGAUAUCUUCUUGCCAUCGAUAACUGAGAAUGAACGUGAUAUUUUAUAUUCUCAGUGGAAGGCGGGCAUUGAUAAGAGUUUAGGUUGGGAGUCGAUCCCAGAAACAAUGGACGUUUCUAUCGCAGAUGACACAGAGGGCAUACACAAAGCUACUGCACCCGGUGUAUUCAUAAUUGGUACCAUAAUACUACUUAUGGUCGCUAAAUACAGAUCUACCUUGUAAUAAGUUUGUGUAUGCAGUACCGUGUACUGCAUAUUGCAUUUAGGCAAAAUCUGCUUGUCGAUACAACGGAAAAUAUGUUCACUACCGGUAUACAACACGUUGCUUUACCUUUGUUAUUUAUGUUAAUAUUUAUGGAUUAAAAAAAGAUCAAAAAUAAAAAAAGUGCCAUAAUACUGUAAAGUAGUAGAGCGUUAUUGUACAGCAUAUUAAUAAGAACUGUUUGGAAAUGUUGUCUUUUUCCUUUCGAUCUGUAAUUAUUUUGUAUGCUGUUUGACGGCUUCAUUUUACAAUGUAACUUUGCGAUAUUACAUGAGUAUUUUAUGGUUUUGCGUUUAA
Molecule: messenger RNA, 2239 nt
Organism: Vollenhovia emeryi
Lineage: Eukaryota; Metazoa; Arthropoda; Insecta; Hymenoptera; Formicidae
Product: glycerol kinase-like
Exons: 10
Coding region: 230-1903 (557 amino acids)
Biological process (GO): triglyceride metabolic process; glycerol-3-phosphate biosynthetic process; glycerol metabolic process
Cellular component (GO): mitochondrion
Molecular function (GO): glycerol kinase activity
Source: RefSeq, a predicted model, not a curated record